Messenger RNA from Drosophila miranda, 197 nucleotides. RefSeq names its product vacuolar protein-sorting-associated protein 36-like. The transcript has a single exon. The record is from RefSeq and is a predicted model, not a curated record. NCBI's taxonomy places the organism in Eukaryota, Metazoa, Arthropoda, Insecta, Diptera, Drosophilidae. Bases 1 to 174 code for a protein of 57 amino acids.
AUGAAGAAGAAGCAGAAACAACAGCAGCAGCAGAGGCAGAGGCAGCAGCAGGUGCAGCAGCAGCAGCAGCAUCAGCAGCAGAGGCAGGGCAAGGCGCCAUCUGAGGCAGAGUCGGAGACAGAGCGUUGCAACAAUUCGCGUCGUAGUAGCGCCGCCAGCAACAACAACAAAUAGCAAAAACUGAGCAGCGUUCGGCA